This is a messenger RNA of Vombatus ursinus (common wombat), 1449 nucleotides long. RefSeq names its product cholinergic receptor muscarinic 2 (gene CHRM2). Gene Ontology annotation, molecular function: G protein-coupled acetylcholine receptor activity. The coding region runs from base 1 to 1449 and encodes 482 amino acids. Lineage: Eukaryota; Metazoa; Chordata; Mammalia; Diprotodontia; Vombatidae. The transcript has a single exon. Gene Ontology annotation, cellular component: plasma membrane. The record is from RefSeq and is a predicted model, not a curated record. Gene Ontology annotation, biological process: regulation of heart contraction; adenylate cyclase-activating adrenergic receptor signaling pathway.
AUGGUCAAUUGGACACCUGGCUCCUUAUCAGAGAAACCCAAAAUGAAUAAUUCAACAAGCUCAAACUCCACUAACAAUGGAAUGGUUCUUGCAAGUCCAUAUAAAACAGUAGAAGUGAUAUUCAUUGUACUGGUAGCAGGAUCACUCAGUUUGGUCACCACCAUUGGAAAUAUCCUGGUCAUGGUCUCCAUUAAAGUUAAUCGCCACCUCCAGACUGUCAACAACUACUUUUUGUUCAGCUUGGCAUGUGCUGACCUCAUCAUAGGCGCCUUCUCCAUGAACUUAUACACUCUCUACACUGUGAUUGGCUACUGGCCCUUGGGGCCUGUGGUGUGUGACCUUUGGCUAGCCUUGGACUAUGUUGUCAGCAAUGCCUCUGUUAUGAACCUACUCAUCAUCAGCUUUGACAGAUACUUUUGUGUCACCAAACCACUAACCUAUCCAGUCAAGAGGACCACCAAAAUGGCAGGCAUGAUGAUUGCAGCUGCCUGGGUCCUGUCUUUUGUACUGUGGGCACCUGCCAUUCUCUUCUGGCAGUUCAUUGUAGGGGUAAGGACUGUGAAGGAUGGAGAGUGCUACAUUCAAUUUUUCUCCAAUGCCGCUGUCACCUUUGGGACAGCCAUUGCUGCCUUCUACUUGCCUGUGAUCAUCAUGUCAGUCUUGUACUGGCACAUAUCCCGAGCCAGCAAGAGCAGAAUAAAAAAAGACAAAAAAGAAUCUGUGGCAAACCAGGAUCCAGUCUCUCCAAGUCUGGUCCAAGGCAGAAUCGUGAAGCCAAACAACAAUAACAUCCCCACCAGUGAUGAUGGUCUGGAGCAUAACAAAAUCCAAAAUGGCAAAGCUACCAGAGAUGCAGUGACUGAAAACUGUAUUCAAGGGGAGGAGAAAGAGAGUUCCAAUGAUUCCACCUCUGUCAGUGCUGUGGCUUCUAACAUCAAAGAAGAUGAUAUAACCCGAGAGGAAAAUACAGUUUCCACCUCCCAGGGUCAUUCCAAAGAAGAGAAUUCCAAGCUGACCUGCAUCAAAAUUGUCACCAAGACACAGAAGGGUGACUGCUGUGCUCCCACCAAUACCACCGUAGAGAUUGUGGGUCCUUCGGGACAGAAUGGGGAUGAUAAACAGAAUAUUGUUGCCCGCAAGAUUGUGAAGAUGACUAAGCAGCCUGCAAAAAAGAAACCUCCUCCUUCGAGAGAAAAGAAAGUGACCAGGACUAUCUUGGCUAUCCUAUUGGCUUUCAUCGUCACCUGGACCCCAUAUAAUGUCAUGGUGCUUAUAAACACCUUCUGUGCAACCUGUGUUCCCAAUACAGUAUGGACAAUUGGCUACUGGCUCUGUUACAUCAACAGCACCAUCAACCCUGCUUGCUAUGCGCUGUGCAAUGCCACCUUCAAGAAAACCUUCAAACAUCUUCUCAUGUGUAAUUACAAGAACAUAGGAGCCACAAGGUAA